Messenger RNA from Dermacentor silvarum, 812 nucleotides. RefSeq lists its product as uncharacterized. The transcript is spliced from 2 exons. The record is from RefSeq and is a predicted model, not a curated record. Bases 134 to 556 code for a protein of 140 amino acids. NCBI's taxonomy places the organism in Eukaryota, Metazoa, Arthropoda, Arachnida, Ixodida, Ixodidae. Gene Ontology annotation, molecular function: catalytic activity.
CAGUCCACGGUGGACCAGCUGGUGGCCAACCUCCUGUUCACAAUGCAGGCAGUGAGCUCCAUGCUGCCAGCAGACCAUCCGCUACGAGCCAUCUGCCUGCAGGCAGUGGCAGUCCCGACCACAGUCAACCAGCAUGGCUGAUCCUGCACCAGCCACAGCAGGGAAAUGCCGCCGCCGCCCGAGUGUUCUCCAAUGGAACACCAACUCGCUGCGGCGGCGGCAUGCAGAGCUGUGCGCGCACCUUCUGCAGUGUGAUUUCGACGUCCUCGCACUGCAGGAGGUGUACACUGUGGCCGAGGACCUGCGGCUGCCUGGCUACACGGGCUACUCUGGCGCCACCACCUGCUCGACGCAGAGCUGCAUGGACGCUCCCUGCCUGGAGGGUGCCCACAAGAAGGGGAAGCCGAGGACGGCCAUCUACGUCCGCAGCAGCCUGGCCCACACGGCAGGACACGACCGUGGCGAGCGUCUACGUUCGUCCUGGGCAACAGUGGGACACCUCCAGCCUGGUGCGGCUUGCAGCACGCCUCGGUGGGCACGCAGUCCUGUGCGGUGAUUUCAACGCCCACCACACCGACUGAGGCAGCCGCAGCUGCACCCGCCGAGGCAGGGACCUCUGCAACGCCAUCAGCCGAGCAGGCCUGGUGGUACUCAACAAAGGAGGACCCACCUACGUCCGCCGUGGGGUGAGCACAGCCAUCGACCUCUCCCUUACCACCGAGCAGCGCUCCUACGACUGGGCAACAACUCCCGACACUUGGGGCUCUGAUCACUUCCCGAUUUUGAUCACCCCCGGGUGUGGGAGAAGGCCG